CUGAACACGUCUCCCGAUGUCGACUUUUCCUCGUUUUCUCUUCAUCAAACUCGACUUACCCCUACCCCAGCUCCAGUCAACCAGAUUCUGUCCAGCUCCUCCCUGUCAUCCUCUUUGUCACUUUCGUACCACUGGACUCCCACUUUUUCUCCACCCCUUUUCCACCGUUUGCUCCAUUCAUCCCUCCGUGGCCACCUGAAGUCCCUCCUGGUUCUCCUGGCCUUCCUUUGUUUUCUACUGCAGCCAGCACAGGCAGGGUGGUUCCGGGUGGGAGUAGUUGGACCGUGGGGGUGCGAUCCUCUAUUUGCCAAGGCCCUUCCUAAUGUGGCGGCACAGCUGGCUGUCAAUCGCAUCAACAAGGACCCUUCGCUGUCCUACGCAGUGACGUUUGACUAUACUGUUCUGCAGGAGCCUUGUGAAACAUCCAGGGCAUUGGAGGCAUUUGUGGGUUUCCACACUAAGGCGUCAGGGUACAUUGGACCAGCCAACCCUGGUUACUGUGAUGCUGCCUCGAUGCUGAGUAAAGGCUGGAAUAAAGCACUGUUUCCUUGGAGUUGUGUUGGUUACGAGUUGGACGAUGUUCGCAGCCAUCCGACUCUUGCUCGAACCAUGGGGAGGUCCACCUCAGUGCUACACAGCAUAUUGAGCUAUUUCAGGUGGGCUCACAUCGGCAUCAUCUCUUCCUCCGAGGACAUUUGGGUGGACACAGCAACUAAGGUGGCUGAAUCCUUAAGAAGCCAUGGUGUGCCAGUCAGACUAGUCAGCGUGAUGGAAAACACACCUCACGGCAUUAGGCGAACUCUAACAAAGAUCCGCAAGAUGGGACAAAUUCGUGCUGUGGUCCUCUGCAUGCACUCUGCGCUGAUCGGGGGCCCAGCCCAGAAGCUCUUCUUGGAAACAGCCUACGACAUGCAGAUGAUCGACGGCUCCCUGGUGUUUGUGCCCUAUGACACCCUGCUCUACAGCCUACCUUACCGGAAUGUGACCUACCCGGCUCUGAAGAGCAACAGCAAACUGCUGCGGGCCUACGAUGCCGUGCUGACUGUCACCAUCGACUCCCCUGAGGUGUCCUUCUACGAGGCCUACAGAGAGGCCAUGCAGAGGGGAGAGGUGGCAGAGACGCUCAAACCCCAGCAGGUGUCUCCUCUGUUUGGAACAAUUUACAACUCAGUUCUGUUCAUGGCUCACGCAGUGCAUCAUGUACGGGAGGCCAAGGAGAGGAUGUCGGGUGGAAAUCUGGCACAACGUGUCCGGAACCUGAACUUCCAGGGCUUCAGUCACCUGAUCAAAACCAGCAGCACUGGGGAGACUCAGCUGGAUUACCUCAUACUGGACACGGAUGGACUCUCCCCGAAGCUGACGGCAACUUACAAGAUCGACAUGGAGAUGGGCAUGGUCCGCUUCUUGGGUCAAGACAUUCACUAUCCUAAAGGUUAUGGACCCAAAAGGGAUGCCGCCUGCUGGUUUACUCCUGGAGUUAUCUGCUCAGGGGGUGUGGACUUGUUUCUGACCUUCAGCAUGUUCAUUGGUUCGAUUGUGGCGUCUAUCUUUGCAGUGGCUCUCUUGUACUGCAUCAGGCGGCGCAUCAAUCAGAUUCGACUGGUUAGAGGACCAAACAAGAUCUUGCUGACUCUUGACGAUGUCACAUUCAUUAACCCAUCGCUUAGCAACAAGAAGCUGAGUCUGGACGACAGCAGGACCAGUGCUGGAAGGAGCAUGUCCGAACGUAGCGUCCACACACCCGUCUCCUCCCAGUCCCCAGCGACUUACGAAAACUCCAAUGUUGUCAUUUUUGAGGGGGAUUGGGCAUGGUUGAAGAGACUACCCAAUGGGAAGUUUGGUCGCAUCAACCCGAAAACCAGUGAUGUUUUCGAGCUGAUGAAGGACAUGCGUCACGAAAACGUCAACCUUUUCCUGGGCUUCUUCCAUGACUGCGGCGUCUUUGCUAUUGUAACCGAGUUCUGCUCCAGAGGCAGCCUGGAGGAUCUUCUGCUAAAUGAAGAUGUCAAACUCGACUGGAUGUUCAAGUCCUCUCUGUUGCUGGAUUUAAUCAAGGGUAUGAAGUACCUCCAUCACCGUGGAGUGUGUCACACCCGUUUGAAGUCUCGUAACUGUGUUGUGGACGGGCGCUUUGUCCUAAAAAUAACAGACUAUGGCUACAGUGAGGUCCUGGAGUCACAGAGGUUCCCCUUUGUUGAACCACGUCCAGAAGAGCUGCUGUGGACAGCCCCAGAGAUCCUGAGGAGUGGGCAGCCACUGCUCUAUGGGACUCUACCUGGGGAUGUCUACAGCUUUGCCAUCAUCAUGCAAGAAGUGGUGAUCAGGGGGCCUCCAUUCUGCAUGAUGGACCAGUCCGAUGCAGAAAUCAUAGAAAAGGUCCGUAAGCCUCCCCCUCUGUGUCGGCCCGUGGUCAGUCCCGAUUACGCUCCGAUGGAGUGCAUCCAGCUGAUGAAACAGUGCUGGAACGAACAGCCAGACAAGAGGCCCAGCUUUGAAGAGAUCUUUGACCAUUUUAAGAACAUCAACAAGGGGAAGAAGACCAACAUCAUCGACUCAAUGCUGAGGAUGCUGGAGCAGUACUCCUCGAAUCUGGAGGAGUUGAUCAGGGAGCGCACAGAAGAGCUGGAAAUCGAGAAGCAGAAGACAGAGAAGCUGCUAACGCAGAUGCUGCCCCCGUCGGUGGCUGGGGCUUUGAUGGACGGCGGGACAGUGGAGCCAGAAUAUUUUGACAACGUGUCACUCUAUUUCAGCGACAUAGUGGGCUUCACCACAAUCUCAGCCAACAGCGAGCCUAUAGAGGUGGUCGACCUCCUCAAUGAUCUCUACACACUGUUCGAUGCCAUCAUCGGAAAUCACGAUGUCUAUAAGGUCGAGACAAUUGGUGAUGCUUAUAUGGUGGCAUCAGGUGUUCCCGUCCCUAAUGGGAACCGUCAUGCUGCAGAAAUAGCCAACAUGUCACUUGACAUCCUCAGUGCUGUAGGAACUUUUAAAAUGAGACACAUGCCUGAUGUUCCUGUGAGGAUACGCAUAGGACUGCAUACAGGUCCAUGUGUGACAGGUGUGGUGGGUCUCACUAUGCCUCGCUACUGCCUGUUCGGAGACACGGUGACCACUGCCUCCCGUAUGGAAUCCAGCGGGAUGCCCUACAGGAUCCACGUCCACGAGAGUACAGUGAAGAUCCUUCGGGAGCUUAAUUCCGGGUAUAAACUGGAGUUAAGAGGCAGAUCAGAAGUAAAGGGGAAAGGAGUAGAGGAGACGUAUUGGCUUGUGGGAAGGGAAGGAUUUACCAAACCUCUGCCCAUUCCUCCUGAACUUAAGUCUGGGCAAAUGGCCCACGGGCUGCAGAUGGCCGAGAUAGCCCAAAUGUCGCUGAAGGAAUCGAGGGACAUGAAGCAGGUGUUUCACAAGGCAGUGAAGAAGAUCUCUCACGUCCGCGUUGUGACUCAGCUCUACAUGCCCGAAGACGACGACAACGUCAUGAUGACGCACCACUGACCGAGUCGGCCCCCCGGGCUGGAGCCGCCUUUUUUUUUUUUAUGCCGCGGUUCCAAGGCCGCUGUUUCUGAGAAGAGAAAGGACGAUGGCGGGGAAAGCGUUGGCUCAGAUUAACAGCGGUCGCUGCGUUUGCUCAUUUGCAUUAUCAGCUUGAGCCGAGCCGAGCCGAGGUCUGGUGUGGAACUAUCUAUAGAGGCUGACAAUUGGUGACUCAGCAAAGCAGGGAUCUGCAGACGGUAUCUGUCAGCAGCAGAGGAAUGCAGCUAAUCUCCCUCACCCACUUCCGUCUCCUCCCCCUUUUCUUGGAGAAGAUUAAUUAGUAGGGUAUUUUGUAGUCCUUGCAACGUAAAAACAAAACAAAAAAACAACAGACCCCAGGCAAACUAAUGCUCAUAUCUUACGCAAUUACCUCAGAUGGCAUUAUUGGCCUGACUUGUUUUUGACUAGAGGUGAGUAGACAGUCACUGAAUGACUGAAAUCAUUCAAAGUAAUGGCACGUUUGUCAUUUUCCCUGUAAAGUGAAUAAUCCUGUGGUCAAAAAGGUGUAAUAAAAUAGUUAAAAGUCAUGUCUCUUAAUUGCCAUAGUUUUGUUUUAUAGACUGAUGCAAACUCUGAAGUCAUUCAAUAUUUCGUCAGACAGGAAGAAAGCAAAAAACAAGAUUCGCUCAAUGACUUUUAGGGAUUGCAGGAAAUAUCCAUCCAUCCAUCCGUCUAUAUGAAAACUUCACACAGAAAGGGAUUUGGGGUUAAUUAGGGUAAUCAACAGGGCAAAUGACACGAUGAGCGUACAAACAGUUACUAAAACCACAAUUUGUGGUGCCGUUUGAGAAAAUUAACUCCUCGGUAUGGAUUAUGAAGGCCUGUUCAAUAUCCCAUAAGCUAUUUUACAAACCUUGUAAACGUUUCAGAGAAUGUGAACAUUCGAUUGUCGCUUUAACUGAAGAAUUUCAAGUUAGUACAUCAAUAAACAGCAUUCCUGUAGACAGUGAACAUGUCAUGCUGACUUGUGCCUUGGCCAAAGCCAGACUUUGUGCAUAUUGUCACUCCCAUGGACACCAGCGAUUCCCACUUCCAUCCGAGAAGCCCGCUUUUAAAUUGAGUGCACAUGACAAGCAGGCUGGUCCCAAUCUCCAGUGUUAACGCAACAACUUGACCUUUGAGUAUUAUAUUCACAUAUAUUAGGCUUUACCACUGUGACCAGUUAGUAGGUUGGACUCAGAUAACUCAGAACUAUGUUAGAUCCAGGAAACAUUUUUAGAUUGAUCUAUGCGGGUGUUG
This is a messenger RNA of Menidia menidia (Atlantic silverside), 4773 nucleotides long. NCBI's taxonomy places the organism in Eukaryota, Metazoa, Chordata, Actinopteri, Atheriniformes, Atherinopsidae. The record is from the annotation of a GenBank genome assembly.